CAAGUAUACAAUCUGAAACAACUAAUGUAAUUGAAUCGAAGUGAUUAAGUGUGGAAAAAAUAGCCCCUAUACUGAAAACAACAAGCUGAUUAGCCUAAAGUGGUGUGCUAAUCACUAAUCUGGCUUUAAAAUGGUCGGGGUAGUUUGAUGGGACCUUUUUAGCUGGUUAUAUUGGGAGAACAAACUUCAGCUUGAGCUUUUUAGGCUAGUUUAAGUAGUUUAUUUUCAGCGGUGAAGUUUAAACAAACAUUUAACUGGUAAAAUGCUGCGCGGUGACUUCGACGAUGAAUCAAGCGAGUUGGUGAGUCGUUUUCACUCAAAGGAACCGAUUCGCUGCAAUGAAUUUUCAACGCAAGCCAACCAAGACCCGCCUACACACAUCGCUCUCCUCGUAGUUCUAGUUCUGCAACUUUCAACGAGAUAUGUGCGGCGUUUAGUCAAAUGGGAAGUGAGGAUAAAAUAAUCAGCUGGGUCUGCCGGUUAACGGUUAUUACAGCUUUCUUCUUGGUUGGCUUUAUUAUUGGCUGGUUUGCUCGACCUACUUCUGUCAAUCAUGGACAUGCAACAAAAAGCUUCCUGCGCGACUUUCUGGAUGAGAUGCGAGCAGAGAAUAUUAAACACCAUCUCAGGAAGUUCACAAGGCUGCCGCACCUGGCAGGAACGCAGCAGAAUCUGGAGCUGGCGGAGCGGAUUGGAGCGGAGUGGAUGGAGUUUGGGCUGGACUCGGUAGAGCUGGUUCCGUACGACGUGUUGCUGUCAUACCCAAAUAAAACAAGUCCCAACUACAUCUCAAUAGUGGACCACCAGGGCAAUGAGAUCUUUAGCACCUCUCUGGCUGAGCCGAUCCCUGAAGGUUAUGAAGAUGUGACCGAUAUCGUCCCUCCUUAUAGUGCUUUCUCUGCUAAAGGUCAACCAGAGGAUGAGCUGGUGUAUGUUAAUUACGGACGGACGGAGGAUUUCUUUAAGCUGGAGAGAGAGUUGGGAAUAAACUGUACGGGAAAAAUCAUCAUCGCUAGAUACGGCAAAAUCUUCCGUGGGAACAAGGUGAAGAAUGCGAUGUUAGCCGGAGCUAAAGGGAUCGUGCUGUUCUCGGACCCUGCGGAUUACUGCGCGGAGGGCGUUGAGCCGUAUCCCAAAGGCUGGAACCUGCCAGGAGGAGGCGCUCAGAGGGGGAAUGUCCUGAAUCUUAAUGGGGCGGGAGACCCGCUCACACCUGGCUAUCCUGCGAAAGAAUACACCUACAGGUCCAGCCUGGAGGACGCAGUGGGGCUUCCCAGGAUUCCAGUGCAUCCCAUUGGCUAUCAUGAUGCCGUUCACCUGCUGCAGCAUAUGGGAGGGCCUCUUCCGCCGGAUAACUGGAAGGGUGCACUUAACGUCUCGUACCGACUUGGACCGGGAUUCAUGGACGGUUUUAAUCAGAAUAAAGUACGUAUGAACAUCCACACCAACAAUCAGGUGACCCGUAUUUACAAUGUGAUUGGCUGGAUCCGAGGAGCCGUGGAGCCAGACAGGUACAUCAUUCUGGGCGGCCAUCGUGACGCGUGGGUGUUCGGAGGGAUUGAUCCCGUGUCAGGAGCUGCUGUGGUGCACGAGAACGUGAGAGCAGCUGGAAAACUCUUGAAGAAAGGCUGGAGGCCGAGGAGAACACUGAUAUUUGCCAGUUGGGAUGCAGAAGAGUUUGGUCUGCAGGGAUCCACGGAAUGGGCAGAGGAGAAUGCCAGAGUCCUGCAGGAGCGAGCCGUGGCCUACAUUAAUGCAGACUCUGCUAUUGAGGGUAUGUACACACUGAGAGUCGACUGCACCCCCUCCCUACACACUCUUGUUUAUGACAUCACCAAGAAGGUUUCGAGUCCAGAGGAAGGCGAGGAGGGCAUGAGUCUGUACGAGAGCUGGCACAAACGAGACAACUGGACAGAAAGAGAUGCACCAUGGAUCAAUAAACUGGGCUCUGGUAGUGAUUUUGAAGCAUAUUUCAUCAGAUUAGGGAUUGCAUCUGGAAGGGCGAGAUACACCAAAAACCGGAAAACCGAGCGCUACAGCAGCUACCCCGUUUACCACAGCGUGUAUGAGACCUAUGAGAUCGUGGAGCGCUUCUACGAUCCGAGUUUCCGCAGGCUGGAGGCGGUGGCCCGUGUUCGAGGUGGACUGAUCUUCAGUUUGGCUGAUUCUCCGAUCUUACCUCUGGACUGUACAGAAUACGCCUCGUCUGUCAACAGAUACGCCAACAGCAUUCACCAGCUAGCAAUGAAGCAUCCUGCUGCCUUGGAGCAGUACGGCAUCUCAUUCGAUUCUCUCUUCUCUGCAGUUGAGAACUUCACGGUCGCAGCGCAGGACUUCCAUCAGCGUCUUGAUCAGAUCGACACCUCUAACGCUCUGGAUGUGCGGAUGGUAAAUGAUCAGCUGAUGUAUUUAGAGAGAGCUUUCAUUGAUCCGUUGGGUUUACCUGGAAGACCAUUUUACAGGCAUAUCAUUUUUGCGCCCAGCAGUCACAAUAAAUACGCAGGCGAGUCUUUCCCAGGCAUUUAUGAUGCUUUGUUUGAUAUUGAGAAUGUGGCAGACCCGCAGAAGGCCUGGGACGAGGUGAAACGCCAAAUCAGCAUCGCUGCCUUCACCGUCAAUGCAGCUGCCGGGACGCUAAAGCCUGUCUUCGGCUAGACGGCCUUCCUUCUGCUUUCAAAACCCGCUAUGGAUGCAUGACUACAUCAUGUAAGCAAAUGAGUUAGUUAAUAUGUCAGUGUUUUAUCAAACGCAGCAUCUAUAAGGGACCUGACGUGCAGAUCUGGCUCUCACAAGCGAGCAGAUAAUAUUGUCGAUAUUGAGCAGAUGUCUUUCAUCCAAAGAGAUUUGCUGUGGACAAUUUGCAGGGACGGCAUUAAUUGCCUUACUUUACUACAUAAUCUUAUUCACUUGAGAUUGACUGUAAUGUUAUUGUCUAGAACCAAUAGGCAACUGCAACUGACACAUUUUACAUGUUUUAUAGUGUUAUAUGUGAUAAAGUGUACUUUACGAUGUCAUAAAGUUGACCAUUUGUGUUGAUUUACAGUGUAAAUUAUGAAAGCAAUGUUUUUUGCUUGUAAAUCUUGCAUAAAUUGUCACAUUUCAGAGAAUUAUUUGUAAAACUAUUCUUACAUACACACGUAAAAUCAUUAAAAUUGAUGCAAAUACUGUACUACAUGAAUUCAUUGUGAAAUCAUUAAACCUCAAAUCAGAUGCGAUAAGAUUCAAGGCGACAAAAUCAGUCUCAAGUCACAGACAAUCAGAAGAGCGUGUGGACAGAGUCUCUGCAAGCGAGCUGCACUCGCAAUAAAACUGACAAAUACUUAAAAUAUGAUGAUUCUAAUCUGUGUGUUAAUGGAGCAUAACCAACAGUUUAAAAAUGUAAUUUUGGCGUUUUUGGCUUUUAAUAUGGUAGGACAUGAUGUAGAUAGAAAGGGAAGUGGGAGAGAGAGAAAGAGAAGGGAUCAGGAAGGGACUCAAGCCGGGACUUGAAAUCAGGUCACCCAAAGCACGGAGGUGUCAUAUGUUGACACACUGUCCACUAGUGCCAACUAUCCAGUGUGAGUUUGUUAAAUAUUAGAACCUCACUGUGUAAGAACCAUGGGGGGAACAGAAUUCGACGGCAAACAAUCCAGCUGUCAGAAUCCGUUCCCCCACCCAUAUGACUAGAGAUGUCGAUAUAGUGAGUUAAAAUAUGAUUCUAAUCUGAGUGUUAAUGGAGCAUAUUAAUAUGAUAAGACAUGAUGUAGACAGAAAGGGAAGUUGGAGAGAGAGAAAGGGACGGGAUAAGGAAAAGUCCUCAAGCAGGGACUUGAACUUGGGUCACCCAAAGCACAAAGGUGUUAUAUGUCAACAUGCUGCCCACUAGGCCACCGGCACCAACCAACCAGUGUGAGUUUGAUAAGAGAUGUCGAUGUAGUGGCUUAAACGAUGCUGAUUCUAUUCUGUGUGUGGAUGGGGAGAUUAACCAGCAUAAGUUUGAUAAAUAUUAGAACCUCCUUGUGUAAAAAACAUGGGGGGAACAGAAUUUGACGGUGUGAUGGAAUUUUUGAACUAAUUAAUAAUGAACUAACAUUUCUUUUCUUCUACAGGCCUAAUAAUAAUAAUAAUCUAACUUAGAAAUAGAGAAACAGUCACUAGGACUGAGUGUUGUGAUUCAGAAACAUUCUGCUGUGCUGGCUAGACGGCAUCCUUCUGGGGAUAAAAAAUAGUCUUUGAGAGGUUGUUUUAACCUAUUGAGUAAUCUGAACUAUUAACCCUGAGACAUUUUUUGAUGAUCCUGUGAUUCAUUUGUUCUAAUCUAAAUUUACUCCGGCAGUAAGCGGGACAGAGGAACUGAGAUGUUUUUCUUAAAUCUAAACUAAUCAUAUUGAGACUGAUGAUAAUGAGUAAUAGAUCAUGACAUGCUGACU
Molecule: messenger RNA, 4409 nt
Organism: Megalobrama amblycephala (Wuchang bream)
Lineage: Eukaryota; Metazoa; Chordata; Actinopteri; Cypriniformes; Xenocyprididae
Gene: naalad2
Product: N-acetylated alpha-linked acidic dipeptidase 2
Exons: 19
Coding region: 442-2655 (737 amino acids)
Molecular function (GO): carboxypeptidase activity
Source: RefSeq, a predicted model, not a curated record